AAUCAGUGAUUGUCAGCACUGCUGGGUAAUGCCCAGGUUCAUCCCAGGCAGAGUGUUCUUGGCUUCCCAGGCAGCAGGUUGGGUCCAGUCGCACAUCCCUGUCCUAACACAUCUACAGAGCCGGGCCAUGGCCAGCCACCCAUUGAUUGUGGCCCCCCCAGCCUCCCUGAGGAAGCCCCUGAGCAUUCCAAACAAACUUCUGUUGGGACCUGGACCUGCCAAUCUUUCUUCUCGGGUCAUGCUUGCUGGGACCCACCAAAUAAUCGGGCACAUGCAGGAUGAAAUGUAUGAGAUCAUGGAUGACAUCAAAGAUGGCAUCCGGUAUGCUUUCCAAACACAGAACAAGCUCACCCUGGCCCUCAGUGGCUCCGGACACACAGCUAUGGAAGUUUCUGUGUUAAACCUGGUUGAACCAGGGGAAUCUAUCCUGGUGGGGGUGAAUGGCAUCUGGGGAGAGCGGAUAGUGGACAUGGCUGAGAGGAUUGGAGCCAAAGUGCACCAAAUGGUAAAGGUCCCUGGAGAGUAUUUCACUCUGCAAGAUGUGGAGAAGGGCCUCACUCAACAUAAACCUGUGCUGUUUUUUCUCACCCACGGAGAAUCAUCCACUGGAAUACUGCAGCCCCUGGAUGGCUAUGGUGAUCUUUGCCACAGGCAUGAUUGUUUGCUCCUGGUGGACUCUGUAGCCUCUUUAGGGGGAGCUCCAAUUUACAUGGACAAGCAAGGCAUUGACAUCUUGUACUCUGGCUCUCAGAAAGCCUUAAAUGCCCCUCCUGGCACUUCCCUGAUUUCUUUCAGUGAAAAAGCCAGAAGUAAGAUUUUUAAUCGAAAGACAAAGCCUUUAUCUUUCAAUUUGGACAUGAAGUUGCUGGCCAACUGUUGGGGUUGUGACGACAAUCCUAGAGUGUAUCAUCACACCAUCCCAGUCGUCAGCUUCUUUGGCCUUCGAGAGAGCUUGGCCCUGUUAGCUGAAGAGGGCCUGGAGCAGAGCUGGAAGAAGCAUCGAGAGGCCACGGAAUACCUGUACAAAGAGCUUCAGAAGCUGGGCCUCCAGCUCUUUGUGAAGGAGCCGAAGGCGAGGUUACCCACGGUCACCACAGUGGUUGUGCCUCAGGGAUACAGCUGGAAGGACAUCACCUCCUACCUCUGGAAGAAACAUGACAUUGAGAUCGCUGGGGGCCUGGGACCUUCUGUUGGCCUGGUGCUGAGGAUCGGUCUCUUCGGGUGCAACGCCACCAAAGCCAGCGUGGACCGCGUCAUCCUGGCUCUGAAGGAUGCCCUGCGGCACUGCCCCAAGAGCAAGCUAUAGGGGGGCCAGCCCCUCCCCCACCUCCUCUUCUGAAAUAAGCUGACCCUGACCUUGAUUGGGCUGGGAGUGGGUGAGAAUCUGAAGGAGCAGGGCCAGAGAAGGAAGGGGGAACAUGAAGAAGUUCAAGGGCAGGCAGGUAGCGGGGUUCGGGGCCCUCCCUCUGCUCUGGCACUGCCUAUUCCUCAUAUAGGCCAAUCAUCCCUAGGUCCCUUUUCUGUAGCACUCAGAGCCCCAACCUUCUGGGAAAUGGCCUUUGCCGCUUCUGAUGUCUUGAGGGUUUUCUGGGGCUGGGAAAUUGGGGUCAGCCCAGUGCCAUGCCUAUGUCUUUCUUUAACUAAAGAGCCUGUUUGGUCUGCCCUGGCCUUUCUGUCCUCCCCACAAAGAAGACUAAGUAAAGUCAUGGUACAUCAGUCAUCGAGGCCCCCAGAAGGACCCUAAGGAAAUCCGAGACACUUGAGAACAGCACCAAAGUGCUUUCAGCAAAUGCUGAGCCCAGGGUCGUGAGCAGGGCCCCCAGUGCGGGGCUACACCCACCACAAGAAGCCCAUCAAGGGCUUGUCUGACAAACCGCCACGGCAGCCUAUGCAAUUCAUCACUCUCUGUUUUCUUGCUUACGUGCACACACAGUGGUAAAGGCACGAAUGAAGGGAGGGCACAGGAAGGUUUACUGGGAGGACUCACUAGGGUUGAGAACCUUGAGUGAAGGAUUUUGAGCAGACUAGGCUCAACAGGGACCAACUCAAGCGUGCAAGCAGGUGUGUGUGUGUGUGUGUGUGUGUGUGUGUGUGUGUGUGUGUGUGUGUGUGUACAUGCGCACUUUGCCGCUAACUCUAUUCCCAUCUCAGCAAUGACGCCCUGCAAUCAGACAGCACAGAGGCAUACUGGAGAAGGCAUUGGAUUUGGAGUCAUGAAAACCUGGGUUCAAAUCCCUCCUGAGACCCUUUCUCACUCUGGGAUUGGGGUAGCUAAAUGACUUCAGUGUACCUCAGUUCCUCAUCUCUCAAGUGGAGAUCCCUUCGAUGCUUGUGGUGAAGAUAUCAAUGAGCAACCUAUAGAAAGUGCUUUGCAAACCUCAAAAACUUCAUGAAACUCAAAACUCAU
Phascolarctos cinereus (koala) is the source of this 2407-nucleotide messenger RNA. It is a transcript of the gene AGXT, whose product is annotated as alanine--glyoxylate aminotransferase. The record is from RefSeq and is a predicted model, not a curated record. Gene Ontology annotation, cellular component: peroxisome. Gene Ontology annotation, molecular function: L-alanine:glyoxylate transaminase activity; L-serine:pyruvate transaminase activity. Lineage: Eukaryota; Metazoa; Chordata; Mammalia; Diprotodontia; Phascolarctidae.